This is a messenger RNA of Parnassius mnemosyne (clouded apollo), 252 nucleotides long. The record is from the annotation of a GenBank genome assembly. Lineage: Eukaryota; Metazoa; Arthropoda; Insecta; Lepidoptera; Papilionidae.
AUGGAUGCGUUAAAAAUUCGAGUAAUUAUGGAAUAUGAGUACCGUCGUAGCAGCAACGCGGCACAAGCGGCACGCAACAUCAACGAAGUUUAUGGAGCAAAUACUGCGGCUAAACAAACGCACUGCCUGUUUUGGUGUUUUACCCGCUUCCGUUCUGGAAAUUUCGACCUGAAAAAUGAACCGCAUGGUCGUCCGAAAACUUUGGUUGACAAAGAGAAAUUUAAGGCGAUUGUGGAAGCAGAUUAUACUUAA